This is a messenger RNA of Dendroctonus ponderosae (mountain pine beetle), 3015 nucleotides long. Its product is annotated as protein bunched, class 2/F/G isoform. Gene Ontology annotation, biological process: regulation of transcription by RNA polymerase II. Lineage: Eukaryota; Metazoa; Arthropoda; Insecta; Coleoptera; Curculionidae. The record is from RefSeq and is a predicted model, not a curated record. The transcript is spliced from 4 exons. Bases 188 to 1300 code for a protein of 370 amino acids.
AUAGGGAAACGUCAUACUCUAACCAUAUACAAAUUCGCGUACCGCGAUUCCACAAUGCCGAUCGUUUCGUAAAUCACCAAAAUGCCCUUGUUCGAUUCAGUUCGCUUAAAAUGAUUUUAAUUUCACUCAAACACAUCCGAUAUUCAGCAGUUUUUGUUAAGUGGCGCUAAUUAUUUUUUCGAAAACAAUGACAAGCUUAGCAGCAAAAAAUAAAAAAGGGACUGUGAUACAUCGGACAACAAGUGAAACCUUAAGGCUAGGGGACGAGAUUAUAAAUACCCAAGUGCGAAUAACAACGAGGAAAAAAUCUCAGGCCACAUCACCUAGCUGUUCCUUUCAAAUUACUGGGGUAAUGACGAGGUAUGACCAGGAGGACGAAUCAGCUGAUGAUUUAGAUGAAAGUCAUACGGAUGAAAUUUCGCGGGUAACCGAUAAUGAAACGCCCAGCUUUUCUGAAGAUUCACGAGACGAACAACCUCUGCCACAAACUCCUUCGGUGCAAAUUUUUAGCCAGAAUAAAACGAUAUUAGCUAGGCAUACUCCUCCUGUUGAAGACCCACCACUACCACCACCACCUCCGGCUAUUAAAGAAGAACAGACCAAACCGAAGGCAAAUAUAAAUGAUUUAGGCAGAUUUAGAGUAGUCAAAUUGGGAAGCAUGGUACCAUUUAGUAGAGGCCGAUGGACGUGUUAUGAUUAUGUUGAUGAGUCUUCCGAAGCAAAAUCGCCAUUUCCUUCUGUCUGCCAUUCUGCAUCUAAGAAACCUUUUUGGGAAUCAAGCUGCCAACCUAAUUACUUAUAUACAGGGACUUUAAUAUUACCCGAACCUAUUCCGAUUUAUGUCCCAUUGACAAAUGAGAAGCCGAUUUCUUCUCAAUACAGCCUGCCAAAAACCAGCGACGGCUUUCCCAGUUGCCAGAGUGCUGAUACUGAUAUUAAUAAUUCUGGUUUAGACACCAAUCAGAAUAAUCAAAGCCUUACCAAUAAUUUUAAUGCUUUAGUUCCUCUCAAUAAGGAUGUGCUGUUGGUGAAAGCUGACAAAGGGGAUGGUUUGAAUUUCAACGGAAAUACUGGAGCUUCGGUCUCUUGUACUGCCACAAUCGAUACCAAGAUCGAGCAUGCAUUGGACGUGGUGAAGAAUCAUUUAACUCAUGCAGUUCGUGUGGAAGUUGAGGAGCUCAAAGUAAAAAUAAACGAACUCGUUGAACGCAUAUCUUUCUUGGAAUAUGAGAAUGAUCUUCUCAGAUCCAAUGUAACCGAUGAGGUACUUGCGAACCUUGGAAACAUCAGGGGAAACUAAUGCGAUACUCUCAACACAAUAAUUUCAUCACUUAAGUUUACUGUAAUCUUAACAAUUGUUUCUCGCUUAAAUAAUUAUAAUAAGUGGUUGAGGUCUUUAAAUGCUUGGUGCUAACAAAUAAGAUGUGAUGUAGUUACGAGGUGGAAGGAAGUGGAGAAUGUUGAGUGAUUUCUAUGCAUAUUAUGUUAAACUCAAAUACCUUGACAUGAGAGGGGGGUUUUUUUCGUUUAAAUUCAAACAAUCCAAGUGAUUUUUUGCUUGAUUUUUCCUGUUGGGAAAUUAAGCUUUGCCGCAAAAUCUUUAUACCCUUCAUUGUUCAACGUAAUUUAUAAAUAAAAACCGAACAAAAUUGCUGAUCUAACCACCAACAUUGUGAUUAACGAUUCUAAAAUUGUCUACAAAAAGCUCAAUUUUAAAUGGCAAACAACAAUUGCGAAAAAUGUAGAGGGGAUACUCAGGUUUACCGUUGAUGCCUAUACUAGCAAUAAAAUUAUUUUUAAAUCACAAAGUAACUAAUGGAUUCGCUAACAAUUGGAGCUUAGAUAAGUCUUCGAAAUAAGUAACAAUAAACAGUUCAGUAUUAAACAAACAUGAGUUUUUUGUAAAUGUGAAAACACUGCAAAUCUCCCUCUUAUAACAUGACACAUUUUCUUAAUUUUUUUGCGUAGGAGAUGACAAAUUAAAAUUGAUGGCUGUGCUGUUAGCAAACAAUAGGUGCAGUGAAAGUAGUGCGCACUACUUUCCCAAAACCGCAGUUUCCAAAAUUGAAUAAGCAUGACAACACACAUCACUAAAAUUGCGUUAUUAUUUUAUCCAUGUUUUUAAAAUGUAGAUAUAUAUAAUAAGAUCUCUGCUGUCUCUGAUCGUUAUUUUUUUUACAAUCCUGAUUCCACUUUCUGAAGAUGAAAAACAAAUUUGUAAGCAUAUCUCGCGAAUGUAAAUGUGGAUUAAUUCCUACCCAGAAUUACAUUUGGUUGAUUGAUUACAGGACGAUGUUCAGCACAUAUUUAUAUUAAACUGGUCUAUCAGGGGCCAACGAAUCAGUUGUAAAUGUUGCAAUUCUUCCUGGUAGCAAAGGAUGUCCUAAAAUGAACUCACGCACUAUAGAAAGGUAUUCAUCUUCAUCUUCAGAUAGUUCAAUGGGCAAUAAGUCCACCCUUUUACAUAUAACGUAAAUCAGUUAUGUUUGUUGUCGUUCUGUUUAACUAAACCAGUAUUAAUCAUCCUCAAUGCAAAUCCUGUACGUGUAUUACGCUUAUAUUUAUGUGGUAAUACUCGAGCUGAAUGAUCGAAUUUAAUUGUUUCUAAUUUAGUAUUCAAUGUUUUUAUUAUUGUAAACAUGUGUAUUUUAUAGGUAGGUUUUUGCGAAUAAGCAAAAGGGACUGAUGUUUUAAGGAAAUUUGGUAAAUGGGGGUAAACAGAGGAUAAAUUGUCAACUAUCGAGUACAUUGGCAGUUCUAUACAGGUUUAUUUUCACAUCGUCAGGAUAAUAUGGCAAUUUAACUCUCUGGCCCUCAGGAAUGAGUGAUGAUAACUCUUAAUUAUUAGUACCAUUAUUCAUGACAAUUUAUUACUACAGCCUACAAUACUUAUAUUUAUUUUAAUAUUAAGACUAAAUAUAUUCCCUAAAUUAAGCUUUCUCAAACAUCGAUUACUGUUUACUUUAUAGUUACGUUUACCCUGUUCUUGGUUUUAAAAAUAAAUUUUUGGAAAAA